This is a messenger RNA of Paramormyrops kingsleyae, 3984 nucleotides long. The record is from RefSeq and is a predicted model, not a curated record. Lineage: Eukaryota; Metazoa; Chordata; Actinopteri; Osteoglossiformes; Mormyridae.
AUCAUUUUCUUUGCCUGCCUAAGACUUUUGUACAGUACUGUAUCUUUAUGUAUGUUCAUAGGCACAAGCUGUAUGCAGGUCAGUUUGCCUGUUUAGCUCCUCCCCUUUGCACACUACAGCUCCCACGCUACCAUAUGCCUUUGCUGCAAACUUCCUGUUGGUUCUGUAACUGCAAGGCUUCUCUUUUAUUAGUAAAGACAUGCAAGCACCAACAGAUACCCAGUGAAGUAAACUGUCUUUCUCAACCAAGCGUGGCUGCGUGGAGUAACAGUCACAUGCAGAAGCAUAUAAUCCUAUAGGUGCACAAAAACAAGUACAGAUCUGUAGGCAAACAGACAAACUGCUCAUAACUGCGGUCAGGAAAGAGGAAGUUGAGUGUGCAGCUAAAACUUGCAGAACAUCCGCCAGGCAGUGAAAGACAGACAGAGCAGAGGAGCACAGAAAGAGCACAAAGACAAGCAGUGGGAGCAACGGAGCCUCCUUUUGACCCGAGAUGGACCUGUGGAGGCAGUGUGCAGCGUGGCUCAUUCAGUGCCGGGUCCUGCCUGAAAAGCACCGGGUCACCUGUGACAGUGCCCAGGUGUGCGAGCUGGUCCACGCACUGCGGGAUGGUGUUCUCCUCUGUCAACUGCUCAACAACUUGCGUCCGCUGUCCAUCAACCUGAGGGACAUCAAUCUGCGACCACAAAUGUCACAGUUCCUUUGCCUGAAGAACAUCAGGACCUUCCUGAAUGCCUGCCAGGAAUCCUUUGGGCUGAAGAAGAAUGAGCUCUUUGAAGCUUUUGACCUGUUUGAUGUGCGGGACUUUGCUAAGGUCAUCGAUACACUGUCCAUUCUAUCAUACACAUCAAUUGCAAUUGAACGUGGAAUACAGCCGUUUCCUGUUGAGGGUAGUGUUCCAGAUGAAGAAAUCUACAGUGGUCUUUCUGACCAGAUAGAUGACACAGCAGAUGAAGAUGAUGACCUUUAUGACUGUGUGGAGGAUGAGGCCAAUGAGGGGGACGAGAUUUAUGAGCACCUGAUGCAAGUGGACGCCCCCCAGGAAGUGCAGCAGAAGAUGAGCGAGGUGGAUAAGAGGGGCUGCUGCCUACAGGAGAUCAAACAGACAGAGGAGAAAUACACAGACACGUUGGAGUCCAUUUUAAAGCACUUCAUGAAGCCACUUCAACGUUUCCUACAGCCACAAGACUUGGAGAACAUUUUCAUCAACAUUGAGGAGCUUGCUGAGACUCACCACAGCUUGCUGGAAGAGAUCCGAAACUCCAUCCAGUUGUAUGGGGCAGAGAACCUUUACCAGAUCUUCAUCAAAUACAAAGAGAGGUUAUUACUUUAUGGACGCUAUUGUAGUCAAGUAGAAUCAGCUACAAAGCACUUGGAUAAGAUGGCCAAUAUGAAGGAGGAUGUUCGAAUGAAGUUAGAGGAGUGCUCCAAAAGAGCAAACAGUGGAAGAUUUUCUCUUCGAGAUCUUCUAAUGGUUCCCAUGCAGAGGGUCUUGAAAUACCAUCUUCUUUUACAGGAGCUUGUGAAGCACACCUCCAACCCAUCUGAGAAGGAGAACCUGCGUACUGCCCUCGAUGCCAUGAGAGACUUAGCACAAUGUGUCAAUGAAGUUAAACGGGACAAUGAAAUCAUUCGCCAGAUCACCACAUUCCAGCUAUCCAUUGAGAACAUGACCCAGUCUCUGGCUCUCUUUGGUCGCCCCAAGAUAGAUGGCGAGCUGAAGAUCUCCAGCAUAGAGAAGAGGUCCAAGCAAGACAGGUAUGCUUUCCUGUUUGACAAAGCUAUGCUGGUGUGUAAAAAAAAGAGUGGAGAUACCAUGGAGCUGAAGGAGCUCAUCGAACUACGCAACUAUCAGCUCCGUGAUGAGACCAUGGGCGAGAAGGAAAACAAGAAGUGGUCCUACAUGUUCUAUCUGAUAGAUUCAUAUGGACAGUACAGUUUUGAUCUCUACUUCAAAACCAAAGAACUGAAGAAAAAAUGGCUGGAGCAGUUUCAAAUGGCUCUGUCAAACAUGUUUCCAGAGAACAACACAGCCAACAGUCAUGAUUUCCAGAUGUACUGCUUUGAGGAGACCACAUCCUGCAGGGCAUGUCAAAUGCUACUUAGAGGGAUCUUCUUCCAGGGCUACCAAUGCACUCGUUGUAAGGCACCAGCACACAAGGAGUGUUUAGGGCGUGUUGCUCCCUGUGGGAAAAACUCAGAGCUCUCUGGCACCAUGAGAAAGGACAAGAACCAGCGAUCUGUCACAGGCAGAUCAGCUGACCCAGGGUUGCCAAAGAUGGAGGUAUGGCAGGAAUACUAUGGACUUCCCCCGCCCCCAGUUGGGUUUGGUCAACCCCUCCACCUCUCAAUGGGUGACAUCAUAGAGCUAACCCGAGCAGAUGUGGAGUUGCAGUGGUGGGAGGGCCGAAACAUAGCAGUGGCAGAGAUGGGCUGGUUUCCUUGUUCUAAAGUUCGGCCAUAUGUCCCUAAACCUACGCCAGACCUGACAGACUUUCCAUGGUUUGCUGGCAACAUGGACCGCACUGCAGCCAAGAAUUUGCUGAUGUCUCGUUCUGAUGGAACCUACUUGGUCCGACAAAAGGACGGAGGAGAGUUUGCCAUCAGUAUCAAAUUCAAGGUGGAAGUUAAACACAUCAAGAUAACAUCAACAGAGGGGCUAUACCGCAUCAACGAGAAGAAGGCCUUCAAAGGCCUGAUUGACCUGGUGCAGUUUUAUCAGCAAAAUACACUCAGGGAGUGCUUCAAGGGCCUGGACACUACCCUGCAGUUCCCUUAUAAGGAACCAGAAAAGAACACUACCCCACCCACCCCUGAGGGCAGUGUGCGUUACUUUGGUACGGCCAGAGCACGGUAUGACUUUUCUGCCCGUGAUCGCACAGAGCUCUCAUUGAGAGAGGGAGACACGAUAAAAAUCAUAUCCAAAAAGGCCAGCAACGGGUGGUGGAAAGGCGAAGUCUAUGGCCGGAUUGGACUGUUUCCUGCUAAUUAUGUAGAGGAGGACUAUUCUGACUACUGCUAGCAAAAGCAGCCAUGGGCUGCCACCAAAAACCUGAGAAAAUUCCCCACAGCAGAGGGAACAUGUUCUUGUGUCUAUGUCUGCGCAGACCUCCAAACCCUCACUGAGUCCAAGUCCAGACAGACCUCCAAACCCUCACUUAGUCCAAGCCUACAGACCUCCAACCCUCACUUAGUCCAAGCCCACAGACCUCUAAACCCUCAUUUAGUCCAUGCCUGGGCAGACCUCCAAUCCCUCACUGAGUCCACGCCUACGCAGACCUCCAAUCCCUCACUGAGUCCAAGCCCAGACAGACCUCCAAACCCUCACUGAGUCCAGGCCCAGACAGACCGCCAAACCCUCACUUAGUCCAAGCCCACAGACCUCCAAACCCUCAUUUAGUCCAUGCCUGGGCAGACCUCCAAUCCCUCACUGAGUCCAUGCCUGUGCAGGCCUCCACCCCUCACAAUGUCCAUGCCUGGACAGACCUUCAACUCCUCACUGUGUCCAGUCCUACGCAGACCUCCACUCCUUAGUCCAGGCUUGAAGAUCUCCAGCCUCACAACCUGUUAUAGCCCACCUUUCUCAAGCUCUUGUGUCAUCUACAGAUGUACUGUCUCAGCUCUGUCAUCCACUCAGGAUGCCUCAGCCAUCUGCAGUCCUGCCUCUCUCCAGUUAUAUUCUGUACCCAGUUAGCAGUGGGGUAAAACAAAGGUUACUAACUGUAUGUUUUAAUAAAAAAAAAAACUGACAAAAUGCAUCACUGCCAAAAAACUACAUCUUAGCAACAUUAGAGCAGAUUCCCUCUCACAGGAAGGCUGUCAGCCUGCAGCUGCUGGACUGGAACAUCACCCAGGACUAUGUUCUGACAGAGGUCAACAAGCUGUCUUUCCUGAGAACUCUGUAAACUUUCUGAAUGUACUCAAUAGAACUGGUAUUUCUUUGAACACCCGGCUGCCAAUAAAUGACCCCUAUUUCUCAGAUUA